Molecule: messenger RNA, 2301 nt
Organism: Artibeus jamaicensis (Jamaican fruit-eating bat)
Lineage: Eukaryota; Metazoa; Chordata; Mammalia; Chiroptera; Phyllostomidae
Gene: TTC4
Product: tetratricopeptide repeat domain 4
Exons: 10
Coding region: 84-1247 (387 amino acids)
Molecular function (GO): Hsp90 protein binding
Source: RefSeq, a predicted model, not a curated record
GAAGGGCGCCCGCGCCACCGGAAACUGUCGCAGUUUUCGGCGCCAAGAACGCGGGGCGGUGGCGAGAGAGUUCAGGAGCCGCCAUGGAGUCGCUAGACCCGGAGAUCAUCGCUGCCUUGGCUCCAGACUCGUUCCUGGAAAAAUUCGAAGGCCCGUGUUAUAGUGGCCGCUUCCACGAGGGCCAGUGGGAAGAGGAAUUUGAAAAGAUCCCCCUAUUUAUGAAGAAAGCACCAUCAGAAAUUGAUCCUCUGAAGAAUCCUGAGUUGGCUUGCCUCCAGUCAAUUAUUUUCGAUGAUGAGCGCUCUCCAGAAGAACAGGCCAAGACCUAUAAAAAUGAGGGCAAUGAUUACUUUAAAGAAAAAGACUAUAAAAAAGCUGUGACUUCAUAUACUGAAGGCUUAAAGAAGAAGUGUGCAGACCCUAAUUUGAAUGCUGUGCUUCAUACCAACCGGGCAGCAGCACAGUACUACAUGGGCAAUUUUCGUUCGGCGCUCGGUGAUGCCAUGGCUGCCAGGAAGCAAAAACCCUGCCACCUCAAAGCCAUAGUGAGAGGUGCCUUAUGCCAUCUGGAACUGAAAAACUAUGCUGAGGCUGUGAACUGGUGUGAUGACGGGCUGCAGAUAGAUGCCAGAGAGAAGACGCUUCUGGAAGUGAGGGCUAAAGCAGACAAGCUAAAGCGAAUUGAACAGAGAGAUAUGAGGAAAGCAAAGCUGAAAGAAAAGAAGGAGCAGAACACAAAUAAAGUUUUACUCCAGACCAUCAAGGCCAGGAACGUCAAGAUAGUCUCUGAAGCUGCCGCCGAGGAGGACGAGGAGGAAGAUUCCGCCUCAGCUGGUCUUUGUAAACUCCUGAACGGGCUCAGCUUUCAGAACUCCUACGGAGCCAGGCCGAGUGUGGACGACCAGGGCAGACUGAGCUGGCCUGUGCUCUUUCUGUACCCGGAGUACGCCCAGUCGGACUUCAUCUCUGCUUUUCACGAGGACUCCAGGUUUAUUGAUCAUCUAGUGGAGAUGUUUGAUGAACUGCCCCCUUGGGACUUAGAGCAGAAAUACUAUGCUGGCAACUUAGAGGUCUACUUUGAGGAUGAAGAGAGGGAAGAGCUGUACCAGGUGCCUCCCAAGACUACCCUUCGGCAGGUGCUGCAGCACCCCCGGUGCUUUGUGAAAGACCUGACACCAUCCUUUUUGAUCUGUGCGGAAUCCUCUCUCUUCUCUAAACGUUAUUUCCGGGCGAGAAACGUGCAGUAGGUAGAGGGAUGGAGCCAGGCUGCGGACACGUUCCCCCUGGACCUCCUCCCUGACCCUCCUGUUCCUGGAGUGUAGCCUUCCUGAAUCAGCAGGAUGUGCCCCUAGAAUCCAGCACUUUUUUUUUCAUCCCAGCAAUAGCCCUUCCUCAAAUCAUAGUUAGGGAGGAGCUGCUGACUUCCCCGAACAGCAGCUUCUCUGGUCCAAGUGCUGAGCCUCAGCUGGUCCUCACUCCUCUGUUGACACAAAACUCUGUGCCUUGGUCAUGACGUCCUUGGACUCACUGUGAGCUGCGUUAACUAGCCUCCAUCUCUGAAGGGACCAUCUGUGAGUUACCACGGCAACUCACCCAAGGAACUCCCUGGACUGAGUCAGGAUCCAGUGACCUAAGUUCACAUUCUGAACCUUUGUCGGGUAGAGGCUUUAGAGAAGCUACCCUUCAAACUGCAUGUGCACACAAACCACGCAUGUAAUUUUAAGGCAUUAGAAUGCUGGGACUAUGGCCUCCAGUUAUUUCCUGAGCAGGGAGGUUGUUCUGUGGAAAUAACGUAGAUGCCUCAGGGUGAGAUGGGGCCAGGAACAGCGGGUCCUGUUCCUGUAUCUGUACUCACCUACAAUCUGGAACCCCUGAAAGGUUUGCCAGUUUUCCCAGUCUUUGCAACGUGGAGGGCAGUGAUGCACUUGGACACUGGACCGCAUUCUUCCCUGGUUUUCACACUUCAGGGUUUUGUGCCUUUUAUGCUGGAAAAUCUUUUUGCAUGUUGAAUCAUUGUUAUAGGUUGUACCUAGAGGGUUUUAUAUGUGCUUAGCUGUAGCCAUGUGACUUCCUGCCGUGUCCACCCCAUCCCCUGGGGAGCAGUGCACUCGCCUGCAGAGCCAUGGUGUGGAAUGUUCAUGUUCUUUCCUCUCUGCCAUGAGAACACACCUCCCAGACUGGGGCUGCUCCUUCAGCCUGGGUGCCAGCGUGCGAAGACAUGCGAAACAGAGCUACAGCAGCCACCCUUCAGCCACUGAUUGUAACUUGAGUGAGAAAUAAAUGUUUGUUGUUGUAAUAGCA